Apis dorsata (giant honeybee) is the source of this 762-nucleotide messenger RNA. RefSeq lists its product as uncharacterized. The transcript is spliced from 3 exons. Bases 93 to 560 code for a protein of 155 amino acids. The record is from RefSeq and is a predicted model, not a curated record. Lineage: Eukaryota; Metazoa; Arthropoda; Insecta; Hymenoptera; Apidae.
UAGGAAGGCCUCCCUCGAGAACACACCUGGUUUCUUCUAUCGAGGACUACGUCGCGUACUUACUACUCUCGUUAAGUAUCCUCCUCUCGUCGAUGAUACUUUGGAAAUAUCUUGGAAAACAAAACAUAGUUGGUGACUCUCUCGUUCAGAACGCUGUCCUUUGUCCUGCUUUUUACUCGACCGGCAUUUCUAUACGUGGAAUGGAUACACAGCAGGUAAAAGGAGUUUCGAGAGAAGACCUUCACGGUUUCUUUCACCGUAUCGAGUCGCUUCGUAACUCGGUGAAAAUCGUGGUGAAACAUACUCUUGAUCAUUGGAUGAAAAUCACUGGCAUUCAUCUUCUUUUCACAUUGUCGUCGCGCUUUUGUGUUGAGACGGAAGUGGAUAAACGGUCCCGUAAUAUCUACGAGUUUCAGUUUCUCAAUUUGCAUAGAGAACAAAAAAGAGAAGAUUUCGCAAGGAGCCGAAUAUUGUACUAUUUCCCGGAAGAAGGAAACACUCGAAGCUCAAGCACGAUAUUCAACGAGGAUUCUCUCGCUUUGUUACCUCCCUUUAUGUAAGGAGGAACUAAGGACAGCUUGUUACCAUCAGAUGAAAGAUUAUCGCACGGUGGGAAUGGUCACAAGAGGAAACGAGACACCUGUGAAUAAAAACAAUGGCCGCCGCGUUUCGAAAGUCUCUCGCGUUUGUUUACCCCCCUUUUCCACCCUCGAUCUCCAGUCCAACAAUUACUCGUUAUGCUCGUUAAUUAAUCAAUUGAUU